This is a messenger RNA of Ilyonectria robusta, 1500 nucleotides long. Its product is annotated as amino acid/polyamine transporter I. The record is from RefSeq and is a predicted model, not a curated record. NCBI's taxonomy places the organism in Eukaryota, Fungi, Ascomycota, Sordariomycetes, Hypocreales, Nectriaceae. Gene Ontology annotation, cellular component: membrane. Gene Ontology annotation, molecular function: transmembrane transporter activity. The transcript is spliced from 6 exons. Gene Ontology annotation, biological process: transmembrane transport; amino acid transport. The coding region runs from base 1 to 1500 and encodes 499 amino acids.
AUGGCGGCGAUAGAUGCAAACGACACCGAGAAGCCGUGCGAGGUCGCCGCACCCCGAAACCCAAGCGUCGUGCACCGACUAGGUUUCCUCAAUCUGAUUGCGGUGGGCUUCAACGUUUGCAACACUUGGGCUGGGGUUUCCUCUAGCAUGCAGGUUGCCUUGCUGCAGGGCGGUCCUGCUGCGCUGUUGUACGGCUUGUUCGUCACAACUAGCUUGUAUUUCAGCAUCGCCUUGUCCAUGGCAGAGCUCAUCAGUGUCUAUCCUACUGCCAGCGGCCAGUACCACUUCACAUCCAUUCUUGCUCCGGAUCGAGUCAGCAAGGGCCUGUCGUACAUAUGUGGCUUCAUAACAGUGAUUAGCUGGGAGGUGAUUGGAGCCACAGUUACCAUGGUUCCUUCAGCACAGAUAUUUGCACUAUGGCAGUUCUAUCGUCCUUCUUUCCAGGCCAAGUCAUGGCACAGCUUUGUCAUCUACGAGGCUUUUGGCCUGUUUGUUGUGCUUUACAAUAACCUGGUUCUCCCGUGGGCUCUUUGGACUCAUAAUUUGGGAUUCACUCUCAACAUAGCCAUCUUUAUCGUGGUUACCGUCCUCCUCAUUGUUCGACCCUCUGACAAGGCACCAGACGCGUUCGUGUGGGACACUUUUAUCAAUUUCACCGGCUGGUCCGACGGCGUAUGCUUCUUGACGAGUCUUAUCACCAGUUCCUUUGGGUUCACCGGUCUUGACGCCUGCUUGCAUUUGGCAGAAGACGUCAGCUCACCCAAGAAGGUAGUCCCAAGGACAAUGAUUCUGACAGUAGCGAUUGGCUUCGCCACUACAUUUCCAUUCAUUGUAGUGAUGCUGUAUGGUGUCGCCGACAUUAAUGCUAUUUUGGCAAUUCAAGGAUAUCUCCCAUUGGAGAUAUACCGAAUGAUAUGGAGGUCAGAUACCGCGGCUAUAGCAAUCACCAUCUCCAGUAUCGUUCUUACAUUUUUCAUCCUCAAUUCCAUCAUGCAGACGUCUUCUCGCAUGACUUGGGCGUUUGCUCGAGAUAAUGGCAUCAGCUUUUCGCACUUUUUUGAGAAAAUGCAUCCCACUCUUGGGGUACCUCUCAAUGCUGCGAUCCUCAAUUGGGUAAUCCUAUCUCUCUGCGGUGUUGUAUACCUGGUUUCUAAAAUCGCAUUCAACGCUCUACUUGGAUCGAUGAUUGUGCUUCAGCUGUUAUCAUUUAUCAUACCUCUGGUGCUAAUUUUAUGGAGACGUCGAGAUAACCGAUUUUUGCCACGCAAACGAGCCUUUCGUCUCCCAAAUAUAGUCGGUUGGAUUGUCAACGUAUACGCCAUUGCGGUUGGCGCGACAUUGUCGGUCUUCUUCCUCCUGCCGCCUUUCUUGCCUGUCACUUCACAAAACAUGAACUACACUUGUGCCAUCCUUGGUAUCGGCGUAGUACUUUGCUUGGCGAAUUGGUUGAUACACGCGAGGAAGCACUACCAUGGGCCUCAGAUUGUUUUCCACGAGUAG